CAUAGUCUAAACUUCUGUUUACUUAUCUAUAAUAUCCACUGAUUUUCCAGAUAUAAUUUUAUAACAAGGUAUGUGGCAUAAAAGUGAUUAGAAAUCCAGAAACUGUUUCGGGAAUAAAAAGCUAAAUGUGUCACGGUGUUACUGCAAGCAAAUUGUUCAAUUAUUUGCCUUUGGUCAAUCAGUUGCAACCUAGUAUUGGGUGCAGCUGUAUGGUCCUGCUGGUGUUUAUUCCAAGGUUGUUUUGCUUCACCUCAUUCUCCCCUCUCCUUCUCUGCCUUCCAGCAUGCACCUAAUCCAGGUGGACUCUGUUCAGCGAUGGAUGGAAGACCUGAAGCUGAUGACAGACUGUGAAUGUAUGUGCAUUCUCCAGUCCAAGCCCAUCAGCAUUGAGAAGGAUGAACAAAAUGAACUCAUCCUUUCCUCGCAGUACAGCACUUGUGAUAGCUUGCAGCUUCUGCUAAAGAGAGCUUGGAUCAUAAGCACAGAGCUGACCAGGAUUGCUCAGAAGCUGGAGAAGAACAGGUGGCAGAGGGUCCACAGCAUGACAGUGAGAGUCAACUGCCACGUGCGCUCCAUGAUAAACGAGUACAGCACCUUCACCAGGAGCUCUUCAGAAGAAACGCACCAGCUUGAAAAACUUUUAGUAGAAAAGUGUUCAGAAUUUACAGCAUUCACAGAAAGGUGCUUACAGACUGAAGAUGAAGAGAUACUGAAGUCCAUGAAAUCUUGUGUUAAUGAAACACUCACGACCGUUGCCCAAUAUUUUGGCCAGUUGAUAGAGCUGGUUUUAACACAAGAGGCACAGAGCCUGCUGAGGCAGAUAGAGCUCUCGGGCAGCCUGUACGUCACGGAGUUGGCCCUCAGCGGUUUGUUCAGCCUUGCCCAGGAGGGCACUCACCUCUGCCGCAUCAUAGCCAAGGAAGGAGGCGUCGUUGCUCUCUUUAAGAUCUGUCGCCAGGAUUGUUUCAGGUGCCUUUAUCCCCAGACCCUGAGAACGCUGGCAUCAAUUUGCUGUGUAGAGGAAGGGAUGCACCAGCUGGAAAAGGUUGAUGGGAUACUGUGCCUGGCUGACAUCCUCACUGAUACCAGCCAUUCUGAAGCUACUCAUGCAGAAGCAGCAGCAGUAAUUGCCCAGAUCACAUCUCCACAUCUCACGUUCACUCAGCAUCUCAGCAGCUUUCUGGAAAAUAUGGAAGAAAUUGUGACAGCACUUGUCAAACUGUGCCAAGAGGCUUCAUCAGGUGAAGUUUUCCUGCUGGCUUCAGCAGCUCUUGCCAAUAUUACUUUCUUUGAUACUAUGGCUUGUGAAAUAUUGCUCCAGUUAAAUGCAGUGAAGAUUCUCCUAGCGGCGUGCUCAGACAAGCACAUAGUGGAUACUUCUUAUUCCCGGGAUCAGGUGGUAACAAUAUUGGCAAACAUGUCUGUGUUGGACCAGUGUGCUUCAGAAAUCAUUCAAGGAAAUGGCGUUCAGCUUUUAAUGGAAAUGCUCUUUGAGAAAUCCUCCUCAGGAAAUCCAGCAGAAGCUGCAGCUUGUGAGCGAGUCCAGCAGAAAUCUGCGGUUACCCUGGCACGGCUCAGCCGAGAUCCCGAGGUGGCAGACGCCGCCGUGAAACUCAGCUGUAUUCCUCGCCUGAUUAAACUUUGCAGAUCACCAACAGAAAGAAAUAACAGUGAUUCUGUUUUAGUGGCAUGCCUGGCAGCCUUGCGGAGACUAGCAGUUAUGAGCCCUGAUGGACUGGAAGAUUCAGAUUUUCAGCAGCUGGUAAAGCCCAGACUCGUGGAUUCUUUCCUGCUAUGCACAAAUAUGGAAGAGAGCUUUGUAUAAACGGGAGCCAAAAACAUUUGAACAAUAAUGAAGAGGAUAGGUAUGCAGUAAGAUAACACAUGUACAAUUUUGUUUUGGUUUAGUCCUAUUGUUAUUUAUGACUUAUUUAUUCAAAAUCCAUGAACAUGUGGUUUGUCAGAGCAAAGGAACAGAAUGAGAAAACUUGUAACUGUGGUUUACAAAGGUAAU
Molecule: messenger RNA, 2014 nt
Organism: Prinia subflava (tawny-flanked prinia)
Lineage: Eukaryota; Metazoa; Chordata; Aves; Passeriformes; Cisticolidae
Gene: INSC
Product: INSC spindle orientation adaptor protein
Exons: 11
Coding region: 284-1825 (513 amino acids)
Biological process (GO): establishment of mitotic spindle orientation; asymmetric cell division; apical protein localization
Cellular component (GO): apical cortex
Molecular function (GO): cytoskeletal adaptor activity; protein binding
Source: RefSeq, a predicted model, not a curated record